Molecule: messenger RNA, 1248 nt
Organism: Colias croceus (clouded yellow)
Lineage: Eukaryota; Metazoa; Arthropoda; Insecta; Lepidoptera; Pieridae
Exons: 3
Coding region: 121-1227 (368 amino acids)
Source: RefSeq, a predicted model, not a curated record
GUGGAAGGAAGUCGCCGUUACGCGCCAAAUUCAUACCAUUGUUUUUUUUCGUUGUAUCUAGUACACUGACACUUGUCCAUACAGCCAAAAGUUAUAUUUUCAUGUCUAUUAUCUGUGAGAAUGGUGAAAUUCUGGUGGAUGUUCAUAUUUAUCGCUAGAACAGUUAUAUCUAGUGACAAUAAUUUACCCGAUUUAGAACCGGAAAAAGGUUCUAGGUUUCUACCUCUGUUUGAUAGGCGGUAUGAUGACAGACCUCCACCAAUUGGUCAUCUUCCACCUUUAACUACCGUACCCGUGGCAGGUGAAAGAUGUUCAUCGAGGCUCGAAACAGCGCUCGAGCAGUUGAAGCGACGCAAGAGAAAUCAAUCAAAAAGCUUGGAUACUCCCUUGAGCCAAAGUAUAGAUCUCAACGGAUACAGUUUAUCUCAAACAAUGAGAACCGCACCAAUUGAUAUGAUCGUCACAAGGAUGCGAGUGAGGCUGCCCCAAAACACCAAUUGGGUUCGAGUUGAAAAAUGCUUCUUCGACCCUCGCAAUAUAUCCCUGGACACAAUGCUGUUGUUCCAUGACAUAACUAUAUCUGGGAACGUGGAUUUAUACGAUGUGAACGAACUGGACCGUGCAAUGCCUUCUUCCCAUCGACUGAGAAGAAACUAUGACGAUGUUCCUUACUACGCGGACUCAAACAGACACCGCGGUAACAACGGUUGUAACAUGAUACUUAGACUGCGCAAAGCUGGCAUAGGUUUCCACACCCGUCCUCUACACCAACAGCCGGGUAAAUUUAACGUCAAAACUGAUUCAGAGUUCGUCGAACCAGGUUUUAUAAGUGUUUACGCCUACGGUUGUGAGAAGUAUAUCAACAGAAAUUCGGUACGAAACAAGGACAAUCUACCGUUAAGGAGGAGACGAAGAUCUGACGAAUUUACUUUCGAUCCUCGAUUGGACGAACCAUAUAAGGACUCUUAUGAUGAACUGGAUAGCAAAGCUUCAGAGAACUACGAUACUUUAUAUGAAGGUAGAAGCAAUAGAAUGAAUUAUGGCAGAAGUAAGUUUUACAAGCCAGAGGUCGAUUUAGACGAUGCUGAAGACAUUUCCAGAGAAAUGGAGGACAUUUUCACUAAAGGAAUAAGAACGCUUUUAACUACAUACAUGAAAAAGGAAUUACAGCCUGCUAUUAAAGACACUCUUAUGAGAAACAUGGGUUAUGUGAUAUCUUAUGGAUGAGAAAUAAAUGGUUUUGUAAAA